ACCUCAGUAGCUCAGGCAGCAGCAAUUGAAUGUGUGCUGCAAACUUGCAGGAAAAGAUUUGACUAGGAGUUGUUUGAAACCAUGGGCAAUUUCCAAUUAGAAGAUUUUGUAGCUGGUUGGGUAGGAGGUGCUGCAAGUGUAAUCGUGGGGCAUCCACUGGACACAGUAAAGACCCGGUUACAAGCUGGACAAGGCUAUAGGAAUACACUCAACUGUGUCUUCACCGUGUACAGAAAUGAAACUGUCGCUGGGUUUUUUAAAGGAAUGUCUUUCCCAUUGGCCAGCAUUGCUGUCUACAGCUCUGUGGUAUUUGGUGUCUUCAGCAAUACUCAGAGAUUUAUUUGCCAGCAUCGCUAUGGAGAUUCCAACCAUGCCUCAACAGUCUCAGACUUGGUUGUUGCUAGCAUGGUAGCAGGAUUUGUUUCAGUAGGAAUUGGCUGUCCUGUGGACCUGGUAAAAAUAAGGCUACAGAUGCAGACACAGCCAUUUAUUCAAGCAAACAUAAACUUAAAGCCCCAGGCGGCUGGGUUUCCUGUUCAGACUGCGUACAGAGGCCCAGUCCACUGUAUUAGCUCAAUCCUCCGGAAAGAGGGCUUAGCAGGAAUAUACCGAGGUGCUGGUGCAAUGGUUCUGAGGGAUGUUCCUGGGUAUUGCCUAUACUUCAUCCCUUACACGUUUCUCUGUGAAUGGUUCACCUCAGAUGGACGCAGGUCUCCUAGUCCCUCUUCAGUGUGGAUAGCAGGGGGCAUAGCAGGAGCAAUCUCCUGGGGGACUGCUACUCCAAUGGAUGUUGUGAAAAGUCGACUUCAAGCAGAUGGGGUUCAUUUAAACAAGUACAAAGGGGUCAUUGACUGCAUCUCCCAGAGCUACCACAAUGAGGGCUUAAAAGUCUUUUUUAGGAGCAUGACAAUCAAUGCAGUGAGAGGAUUUCCAAUGAGCGCAGCCAUGUUUCUUGGAUAUGAACUUUCACUCAAAACAAUAAGAGGAGUCCAAGCUGACAUCAAUCCUUGACAUCCAGUGUCAUCAAGAAGACCAGGCCAGUGUCUUGCUUCCCUGAGCCAAAUCAGCGGUGUGGAACUGAUGAGAGCCUCAUUGGUGCUAGCAUACGAUAUGCUCUGAAGAGCCCCAUCAACAUAGUUUUCUCUCCUUUUCGUGGACCUAGUCAAUGAAGAGUGAGCUACAAAUCUGCACCAGCUAAAUCCAAAUCCAAAGAACAUUCUGUCCCUGAAAUCUUUCUCUCUGAAGUCCUAAAGCACCUUAACAAUUACUAUGGUUAUCUGGUUGUGAUCUAGCCCUCUGCCAGUAAUAUGUGUUGCCAGUGAGCCAAUGGUGAAACACAUUUCCCCCUGACAACAUAAGCAGUCAUCUGUUCCCAAAGGCUGGCAGCUGGUAACACUAGAGUUAUGUUGUGUCCUUUCUAUACAUCAUGCUCUUGACACAUCAUCUCCAAGAAUGUAGGACUUCUCUUUUUGUCAACAAAGAUGUUCCACCUCCUUAGGUAUCAAAGGAAAAAUAGCUUUGUACCCUGUAGUUCUGCAUUCCUUCCAAAUUGUAGCUUGGAUCCCAGGGACAAAAAAAUUGGUUAUUUAUCCCUGUCUUUGGAGAACAUUGUGCUACAUCACACCAUUGCCAGAAGAGUUUGGUGUGAUUUCCUACAGUCUUUUCUCAAGAAGAUUUGGAGGACUUCCGUAACAUUAGGAGGGCACAGACUGAGGGAAGUUCAGUGGGAAAGCUAUGGGAAUGCUUAUUACUGUCUCUGAUUUGCUAGCCGGCGCUAUUAGUCCUCAUCUUUCAUGAGCACCACAUUUGAUACACUUUGUUUUCUGCUUUCCCAAAAUUUACUUAACUUUCUUUACAGACUUCUUGUACUCUACCUCACCAGACACACUGAUUGGUAGGCCUCUCAAACAAAUGCCAACUCCUGCAGAACUUUCAUUGGUUUUGAUGGAGGCUCUGGUUGAGUUGGGGCUAUAGGAUGAGGCCCAAAAUAUUUUCUCUAAAGCACUGGCUUGGCUUCAGACCUGCUGCCAGCAGGUCUAAUCCCAUUUACAGCAGCAGGUGUCAGCAUGAGAUCUUAAUUUGCUCUUCUGUGUCCAUAGCCUCCUGCCAAGGUCUUGUGUCUUUACAUUGCUGUGUCUAACUUCUAAAAAUCUUCAUGAUGUCUUUCUUAAGGGGCAAGUUUCUGAUGCAGAGAAUAGAGUAGCCAUGGCAGGUAAAUGCAAGGCUUUUGAUGGUACCUGUAGAUAGCAAGAGUGAAGUUGUGGGACCAAGAUAGAGAAAGCAAAGGGACAGCGUGUUCUGCAAGAAGAGUUGGGAAGGCCACUGCAAUAUGGAAGGUGUAUAGUUUGCUCAGUCCCAUCUUUGAGCUUCUCCUGUGGGAACAUAUAGAAAGAAAAGUAGCAACUGUAACCGGAGUGCUGAGGGAAUUGGCAGAGGUCAUUGCGGGACCCCUGGCACAGCUUUACGAGCACUUGUGGUGCUCUGGUGAGGUGCCAGAGGACUGUAAAAGGGCCAAUGUAGUCCCCAUUU
Messenger RNA from Alligator sinensis (Chinese alligator), 2529 nucleotides. It is a transcript of the gene SLC25A48, whose product is annotated as solute carrier family 25 member 48. The transcript has 8 exons. Bases 82 to 1011 code for a protein of 309 amino acids. The record is from RefSeq and is a predicted model, not a curated record. Gene Ontology annotation, biological process: transmembrane transport. Lineage: Eukaryota; Metazoa; Chordata; Crocodylia; Alligatoridae. Gene Ontology annotation, cellular component: mitochondrion. Gene Ontology annotation, molecular function: transmembrane transporter activity.